Molecule: messenger RNA, 2427 nt
Organism: Effrenium voratum
Lineage: Eukaryota; Dinophyceae; Suessiales; Symbiodiniaceae
Source: the annotation of a GenBank genome assembly
AUGGGCUGCGCAGCAAGCAUCGGCCGCCCUGAGGAGAUCACAAUUGGGGUGAUCACCCAAAAGCGCAAGGCGCGGAGCCCUCUUUCGAGCAAGUUCCCUUCAAACCUCCAGGGCAAGCAGGGAGAAAAGGCCGACUCUGUGAACCGUGAGUAUCAGGAGAAGAUCGAGUUUCUGCUGACGGUGCCACUCUUUCAGCGGCUCCCACAGGAUGAGCAUCCCGUCGUGGCUUCCGUUUGUGAGAUCUGCAGAUUCAAGCGGAUGGACCCCAUCAUCAGGCAGGGAGCACGGGGAGAAGAGUUCUUUGUGAUCAAGUCUGGGCAAGCAGACGUCUACGCCGCCAAGACUGAAGGGAAGCAGGAGAAGAUCGCAUCUUUGAAGGCGGGAGAUCACUUUGGUGAAGGUGCCUUGCUGCGAGAUGAGCCCCGCACUGCAACCAUCGUCGCGAUGAGCGAGGUGCAAGCCCUGAAGAUCAAGCGCUCCGACUUCCAGUCGCUGGGCUUGCACAAGAAGCUGAAGUUUGGCCGGCGAGCAGCGGUGAGCUCCAACAAGCAGAGCUUCGACAAAGCCAAGGAGCCCACCCCAAAGACGGAUGUUGACAAGCAGCUUAUUGCCCAGGCAAUGCGCACAAACGAGAACUUGUGGGUGAUUGGGAACUUGGAGGACAAGAUCCCAGCGAUGACUGCAGUGAUGUGGAAGGAGUACGUGAAAGCGGGGAAGAGGCUCAUUACGGAAGGUGACAUGGAGGCGGAUUUCUUCUACGUCGUGCAGGAGGGCAAGUUCGAGAUCACGGUCCGCGAGGAGAAGCUGCAGGGCCUGGGGAUCUUGAAAGGCCCGCAGAACUACCUUGUGGUGGGUCAGUCGAGGAAAGGGCAAAGCUUCGGCGAAGUGGCCCUGCUCUACUGCUCCCCACGGGCGGCCACCGUGAGGGCGCUGACCAACUCCGUGGUUUGGGUCCUGGACCGCGCGCAUUUCAAGGACAUCCUGCUGAAGGCCUCGGAAGCCAAGAUCCAGGAGUAUCGAGGUUACUUGGAUAAUGUGCCACUCCUGUCUGCUCUGCUGAAGGAGGAGAGGAAUGAGCUUGCUCGGGCACUCGUUGAGAUGCACUUCUCCGAAGGUGAGAAGAUCAUCACGCAGCACGAGACGGGGAACACUUUUUACAUCCUUUUUGCAGGUAGUGUUGACGUGUACAAGGACGAGAUGCAGGUCACAUCUCUGGAGGCCAGCGUGAGCCGAAAGACUGCCCAGUACUUCGGGGAAUAUGCCCUGAUAGAGAACGAGAAGCGCACCGCAACCAUCCAGGUCCGGUCGCCAACGGCGAGGUGCCUGGUCUUGGAUCGCGACUCCUUCCAGAAGCUGCUUGGGCCACUCAAGGAGAUCAUUGAGAGCCACAAGGCCAUAGGGAAGGAUCGCUGGGCGCAGGAGCGCACUUCCGGCCCAGAGGCGGCGCUCGCGGCGGACCGCGAGAAGAUCUUCAAGCAGGACCUGUCGUAUGUGGGGCUGCUGGGGGUUGGAGGCUUCUCCAAAGUGGAGCUCUGGCAGCACAUGGUGAGUGGGACCAGCUACGCCCUGAAGGUCAUGGACAGGGGCCACAUCCAGAAACACGGGAUGGAGGACACUGUGAAGAGUGAGAAGAAGGCGAUGCUGAUGACUCGGAGCCCCUGGGUAGUGCGCCUCGUGGAGUGUUACACCAGCGUCAAUACCUUGGAAAUCCUCAUGGAAGCGUGCCUAGGAGGAGAGCUUCUGGCCACUUAUUCCAGGAAGGGCCUUUGGGGGUCGUUGGAGCAUACACGCUACUACGUGGCUGGAGCCGUGAUGGCGCUGGAGCACAUGCACGAGCGGCGCAUGGUCUACCGGGACCUAAAGCCGGAGAACAUCGUGCUGAACAGCGGAGGGCACAUGAAGCUGACAGACCUGGGCUUGGCCAAACUGGUCAUUGGCAAGACCUACACCACGUGUGGCACACCAGAGUACUUCGCCCCGGAGGUGAUUGCGCUGUCCGGGCAGACACUGGCGGUUGAUUGGUGGACGCUGGGGGUCUUCAUCUAUGAGCUCAUGUGCAGCUCCACUCCUUUCAUUGCCUCGCACCCCAUGCAGAUCUAUGCCAAGGUGAUGAGGGGCAUUGACAAGAAUCAUUUCCCUGGCUCAUGCCAAGGCGCCCCGGAGCAUUUGGUGAAGGCCCUGCUCAGGCCGCAUCCGGGCGAGCGCUUGCCCAUGAAGAAUGGAGUCAAAAGUGUCAAGGAGCACGACUUUUUCGAGUCGCUCGAUUGGAAUGCCAUGCGGGCAGAUGCUGUUGCGCCACCGUACAUCCCCGAAGUCGCCGAUGAAAGGGACGUGUCCAAUUUCUUUGCAGAUCCAAAGGAUGUGGCAAGUCCAUUAGCCUUCAGAGAAGACGACACAGGCUGGGACGACUUCCCCACCGUGGACUGA